Messenger RNA from Neohortaea acidophila, 3702 nucleotides. RefSeq names its product putative intermediate filament protein. Gene Ontology annotation, cellular component: intracellular membrane-bounded organelle. The record is from RefSeq and is a predicted model, not a curated record. The transcript has 2 exons. NCBI's taxonomy places the organism in Eukaryota, Fungi, Ascomycota, Dothideomycetes, Mycosphaerellales, Teratosphaeriaceae. Gene Ontology annotation, molecular function: phosphatidylinositol binding. The coding region runs from base 1 to 3702 and encodes 1233 amino acids.
AUGCCACUUGAUCGCAAACAUGUGAUCGCAGCCGGCAUAGUCGCUUUCGUGUCCUGGGCCUACCUGACCGACUGGCUCCCGGCCCUGCGCUGGAUCCCGCACGCCUUCACCGCCGGCCUCCUCUCCGCCCUCGCCGGCCUGCUGUACCUCAUCUGCACCACGUCAAACGGCACGCUCGGCCGCAGCGAUGCCUACCGAAUCAAUGCGCCCGUCGCGCCCGCCUUCAUCGCCGCAAAGGCGUGGGAGGAGGAGAAGGCGACCUUGUUGUCAAGAGCAGAGUACCGCAGACCCAUGAUAUUCCCUGAGGCGGUGGCCUUUUCCAAAUCUGUCGAUCAGUUGCUGGACUUGGUGAUUCGGGAUCGCGUGACGAGUUGGUAUGGUGCGAUUAGCAAGAGGACGCUAUUUCAGAAUGAGAUUGAUCGCUGCAUCCGCUCCGUCCUCCUUACCGUGGCGGCGCGCAUGACGGAUUUUGAUCUGGUCGAGCUCGGCGUGGCGAAUAUGCUGCCGCUGUUCACGGCGCAUAUGAGGGACUUCUACGAGGCGGAGCGGCUGGUGCGCGGCAAGGACCUGUCCCAUCAUGUCACGGAGAGCGAGGAGCUGCACAUGGCUAUCGCGGGAAAGUAUCGAAAUGGGAAAAUCCAUACCGUCGCUUCUCUGGCCUUCGCCGACACCACGACCGCACAGCAGCAGUACUUUCGCGCGCUCAUCGCGAAGCUCCUACCCAUCGUGCUGCCGGAUAACAUGAAGUCGAGCCCCGCGGUCAUUGUCCUCAUUCGCGAAAUCGUGGCGUGCGCCGUCCUCACCCCCGUCGUUACCCUCCUGCUCGAUCCGGACAUCUGGAACCAACUCAUUGUGAACUUCGGGGGGCCCAUGCUGCAAGAUCGCAAGGCGGUGCGGAAAGUCCGCGCCGCGCUGGAUCAGAAUUCGCCGGUGAAGACGCUGCGGACGGCGCAGUUCCCUCGUCUCCGACCAUAUGAUAGCGAGAGGCAGUUUGAGAGGUUCAUUCGCGCCAUCCGACACAUUACUAUCUUGGCGGACGCGAAGAAGAUGCGGAGCGAGGUCAUGAGCCAGAUGCGGCGAGACGCCGCUGUUGAUGGACAAGAUGCUGCAUAUCUCCGUCGCUUGGAUACAGGCAAGCGCCUGCUUGACCAGAAGAUUGCUAGUCUAUCGGCCAAUGGCCCUGCGAAGCCCAAGCUGCAGAUGGAUACCGCCAACAUCAACCCUGCUUCGUCGCUCAAGAAGCGUCAGGCGACUUUGCGUGAGGUUCUUUACGAUGCGCCUGGCCUCAGCUAUUUUAUGGAGUUCAUGGAUCGAUUACGGCUUACGCGUCUGGUACAAUUCUACAUCGUCGUCGACGGUUUUCGAGGACCUCUGGAAGGUGACUCGGACGAGCUUAAUCUCCGCAUGGCCGACGAAGCAGAUCGUCUGGACGUGGCGCAAAUGUACGAAGCAUAUCUCAGCCAACCAGAGCUGCACACCAGCGGCUCAGUGCUCGCUCGUGUCCGGACGUUCCUGAAGGCCGGUACCGAUGCGAGCGCUUACGAGUACGUCGCCGCUCGCCAAGCUGUAUUGCAGACGCAGACACAAGUCUACAAUACCAUGAAGGACACGCAUUAUGAGAACUUCAAGCGCUCUGAUCUGUACUACAAGUGGCUUGCGAUUGACGACAAUCCUGCCUUGGCUGCGAUGCAGAGCAAACAGACUGGGAGUCCCCUUGCCGUCGAAGGUGCACAGAGCAGGGACGGCUCGCCAGUCAGACAGCGCAGACCACCGCCGCCACAAGCAAACAAAGAACCGGAGCUCAGGCGUGCGGUCCUGUCAUCCACGAACGUGAAAGACAUCGGUCAGCUGGCAAGCAAUGGAUCGAACGGCCGACGUUCGUUGGAUGAUACGUCCAUGCGCCCUGCACUCUUUGAUGACGACGUCGAUGACGAGCGUAUGGUGCGGUCUACGUCGAGUGUUCGCAGUUUUGACUCGGACGCUGAGGCUGCCCAGCAGUCUCGCGACGAAGCCAGAGCCGUGGAUGCCAUGCAGGCUGCGCUGGAUGGUAUUGUGCGUGAAGAGGACCGAAGCCCGUUGUUUGGUGAUCAUUUGGAUCAGCAACCCAUUGGCUCCACCGACCCAAGGAAGCCGAUGGAUAGGCUCAGGGGAACGGAGUCGGCACGGAGCUCCUUGGACUUGGAUCGCCCUGUGCUAUCGACUACCAGUUCAGACCGUGGCAAGCCUAGCAUCGCAUCUCUCGGCCUGGUCGGAGUGCCGUCGAGCCACGGCGUUUUCGUCGAUGAUCUCUUCGGCGACGAAGCGCAGAAAUUCGCCGAGGACGAGCACGAGGAUUCCGCUGGCACGGAUCACAGCGACGAAGACCAGGUGCAGGAAGCCGCACCCGGCGAUCUCGGCCUGACAGAAGCCAUCGACGUGCUCAAUGCGGAGAUUGAGAAACUCACCGCGCAACGCCAAAUCGUCGAUUCACUCACCGCCAAAGCGGAGCUCACGAACAAUGCGGCCGAGCUGCGCAUCCUGCGGAAGUCCGAGCAGAGCCUGCAGCGCGAGAUCAAGCGCAAGGAGAUGCAGAAGCAGCAGUACGUCGUGCAAGAGAGCGACAACAGCUUGUACGGCCGCGCGGCGGUGACCAUCAAAUCGGUGAUGAUCGGCAGGGAGGAAGACGGGCACGAGUUCGCGCUGUACGUCAUUGAAAUCAAACGGCAGGCCGGCGAGCAAAUGCCCGCCGCGACGUGGGUGGUGACUCGACGCUACAGCCAAUUCCACGAGCUGCACAAACGCCUGCGCGCCCGCUUCCCCUCCGUGCGCCAGCUUGACUUCCCCAAACGCCAGGCCCUCUUCACGCUGCAGAAGGACUUUGUGCAGAAGCGCCGCGUCACGCUCGAGCGGUACCUUCGCUCCCUCCUCCUCGUGCCCGCCAUUUGUCGCAGCCGCGAACUGCGCGCCUUCCUAUCGCAGUCCUCUAUCGUCUCGAAUGGGAACGACGGCACACAAGCGGACGCAAAGGACUUUGUCACGCGCAUUUACAACUCCGUCUCGGACGGCAUGGAGGAGUUCCUCGGCAACAUCCCCGUGCUGGACCAGCUGUCCGUCGCCGGGCAGAACCUCAUCUCCGCCGCGACAUCGCAGAUGCAGCAGGGCGCGGCCGCCAUCGACCAGCUGGACCCCGCGGUGCAGGAUCCCAGCACAUCCGCCGAAGCCGAGGCGGAGCUGAACGCGUACGAAACGAAAGAAGUCGAGCCGUUCGUCAAACCCAUCUGCGAUCUAUUCCUAGAGACCUUCGAGCUUUCCAAGGGGAACAGCUGGCUGCGCGGGCGCACGGUAGUUGUGGUACUGCAUCAGUUGCUGGGCGGCACGAUCGAGCGGCGCGUCCGCGAAGCGGUGCGAACCGCGACCGAGGAUGAGAGUCUAGUGCGCUGCGUCGAUUUGCUCAAAAACACCAUGUGGCCCGACGGGCAUUCGCGCUCGAGUCCCGUGCCGCGCACGGCGGCGCAGAAGACGCGCACAAAGACCGAGGCGAGUCUGAUUCUCGGCGCGCUGAUUCCGGAUGUGUCGGGGAGUGUGGUGGGCAAGGCGAAUGCGCAGGCGGCGAGUCGCAAGAUUGUCGCUGCGUUGAAUAAUGAGCGACUUAAUACCCACCUCGUCUUCACGAUCAUCGACGAGUUAAUCCGGAUUAUUUUCCCCGAGACUAUAGAGAAGUAA